UGCUCUCUUCAUUUUGCAGGAAAGAAAAGCAUCAUCUGCCUGUAUCGGAUGACGAAGUCUGGUGGCUGAAGAAUAUUGCCAAAGAUAGGAAAAUCUCGCUAAAAUGAUUGAAACUGGAAUAAGGGCUUCCUUAGCUAAUCUGUCUGAGUCAUUCACAUAACAGCUUAGAGGGUUUUUAGUUGCACAAGAAGCAUUGUUUGGCCUAUUGAUCUUAGCUUUACUGCAAUUUUCAUCCUGUAUUCACUUUACAGCAUACGAGAAACACCGUCCACCAGCAUCUGACGAUGAGGUCUGGAGAUUGGAAAAUAUCGCAAAGGAUGGACCAUUUCACAAACGGCUGAUUGAAGCAGGAAUACAUAGGGUGGAAGAGUUUUUACGACAACACUCCAUGGACUCUGAGAAACUGAGAAUUAUUCUUGGAAAGGGCAUGAGAGAGGAGAAGUGGAAAGCCCUCCUAAAUCAUGCAAGAACUUGCACUUCGAAUGGGAAACUCUACGUGUACUAUCACGAUAAUGCAAGUGAUCACGGUGUUAUAUUCAACAAUGUUGGUCAACUCAGUGGCCUUACUACGGACGGGGUGUAUUAUGCUGCUGACAUAUUUUCUCCCCAGCAGAAGGUCUGUGCUGAUAAAUUGGUGAAAAAGGCCUAUGAGAAUUGGAAUGAUGUCACACGAUACGAAGCUGAGGCUUUUUCAAGUUCCAUGUCAGAAAAUAUCUCGUGUUCUUUUCUGUGUGAAGUUCUAGGAGAUCAACAAUGCCUCCAUCCAGCUCCCAACAAUACGCCUCCACCGAGAUUGGGCAGUCAUGUUGGUUUGGUAGUACCUCCUAGAACUUCAGCAUCCACAGUGGAAGGAAACCGGCGCAUUACUGCUGCUCAAUUGCUAAUACGAUCACAAAGUCUCAAUCCCCAAAAUGCCACGUUGAACCAAAUGGAGCCUUCAGCAGAUACAAAUGUACAGCCAUUAGGACAACUGCACUGGUCAACAUCAGGCUUCCCAGCUUUAAGAAACAGUGGUAGUACUGCUGCUCGAUUGCCAAUACAACCACAAAGUCUCAAUUCCCGACCUGGCACGUGGAACCCGAUUAUUGGUGGUUUGAACCAAAUGGAGCCUUCGGCAUAUACAUACGGAAGUUUCCCAGGUUUCAAUAAGUUGAAUUUCCCCCCUUUAAUGUUGAUUUCUUUGCGGCAUGGUAUUGUUCUAUCCAGUCUUGUGGAAAUUGGGACUUCUAUACAAAAAUAUGCAGAAUCAUUAUUCGCCAUGGUGAUGAAUGGGGUGAGAAUAUGACUUGCUGGCACGAAAACAGAAAACACUAUCACCUCUAA
This is a messenger RNA of Eucalyptus grandis, 1323 nucleotides long. RefSeq lists its product as uncharacterized. Gene Ontology annotation, biological process: regulation of salicylic acid biosynthetic process. The transcript is spliced from 5 exons. Gene Ontology annotation, cellular component: nucleus. The record is from RefSeq and is a predicted model, not a curated record. Lineage: Eukaryota; Viridiplantae; Streptophyta; Magnoliopsida; Myrtales; Myrtaceae. Gene Ontology annotation, molecular function: sequence-specific DNA binding; calmodulin binding; DNA-binding transcription factor activity. The coding region runs from base 389 to 1285 and encodes 298 amino acids.